This is a messenger RNA of Octodon degus (degu), 3214 nucleotides long. It is a transcript of the gene Pak1, whose product is annotated as p21 (RAC1) activated kinase 1. Gene Ontology annotation, molecular function: ATP binding; protein serine/threonine kinase activity. The record is from RefSeq and is a predicted model, not a curated record. The transcript has 15 exons. NCBI's taxonomy places the organism in Eukaryota, Metazoa, Chordata, Mammalia, Rodentia, Octodontidae. Gene Ontology annotation, biological process: regulation of MAPK cascade; protein phosphorylation; regulation of actin cytoskeleton organization. Bases 357 to 1988 code for a protein of 543 amino acids. Gene Ontology annotation, cellular component: cytoplasm.
CGGCCGUCCUCCUCUACAGAAGCCUUCGCCCCACACAGUCGUCCAGCUCGCUGCGCGCCGCGCCCUGGAGAGUCCCUGCGACUCGCACCUCCUCCCUCGGAGUCCUCCCGCGCGAGUGGCGCGCGUCCCCGCACGCUCGGACCCGGUCCUUCCCGGCCCUCGCCCACCCUUCACUCGCGCGUCCGUGGUCCUGAGGGGGCCCCGGCGCGAGCGGCGCGGGAGGGAGAGCUCGGCGGCCGCUCGCGCACACGCGGGCUCACUCCGGCCGGGCUGCCGCAGCCGGGGACGGGGACGAGGACGAGGAGCCGGGCGCAGCCGAGCGGGCGCGGAAGUAGCUGCUGCAGCUGCUGGUGACAAUGUCAAGCAACGGCCUGGACGUUCAGGACAAGCCCCCAGCUCCUCCCAUGAGAAACACUAGCACUAUGAUUGGAGCUGGCAGCAAAGACACUGGAACCCUAAACCAUGGCUCCAAGCCUCUGCCUCCAAACCCAGAGGAGAAGAAAAAGAAGGACCGAUUUUACCGAUCCAUCUUACCUGGAGAUAAAACAAACAAAAAGAAGGAGAAGGAGAGGCCAGAAAUUUCUCUUCCUUCAGAUUUUGAGCACACAAUUCAUGUUGGUUUUGAUGCUGUCACAGGGGAGUUUACGGGAAUGCCAGAGCAGUGGGCCCGCUUGCUUCAGACAUCAAAUAUCACUAAGUCAGAACAGAAGAAAAACCCACAGGCUGUUCUGGAUGUUUUAGAAUUUUACAACUCAAAGAAGACUUCAAACAGCCAGAAGUACAUGAGCUUUACAGAUAAAUCAGCAGAGGAUUAUAAUUCUUCUAACGCUUUGAAUGUCAAGGCCGUGUCUGAGGCUCCUGCAGUGCCCCCAGUGUCAGAAGAUGAGGAUGAUGAGGAUGCCGCCCCACCGCCCGUGAUUGCGCCUCGCCCGGAGCACACAAAAUCUGUGUACACGCGAUCUGUGAUUGAACCACUUCCUGUUACUCCAACUCGGGAUGUGGCUACAUCUCCCAUAUCACCUACUGAGAAUAACACCGUUCUGCCAGAUGCUUUGACCCGGAAUACUGAGAAACAGAAGAAAAAACCUAAAAUGUCUGAUGAGGAGAUCUUGGAAAAAUUACGGAGCAUAGUGAGUGUGGGUGAUCCUAAGAAGAAAUACACACGAUUUGAGAAAAUUGGACAAGGUGCAUCAGGCACCGUGUACACUGCAAUGGAUGUGGCCACAGGACAGGAGGUGGCCAUUAAGCAGAUGAAUCUUCAGCAGCAGCCGAAGAAAGAGCUCAUUAUUAAUGAGAUCCUGGUCAUGAGGGAAAACAAAAACCCAAACAUUGUCAACUACUUGGACAGUUACCUUGUGGGAGACGAGCUGUGGGUUGUCAUGGAAUACUUGGCUGGAGGCUCCUUGACAGAUGUGGUGACAGAAACUUGUAUGGAUGAAGGCCAGAUUGCUGCUGUGUGUCGUGAGUGUCUACAAGCUCUGGAGUUUCUGCAUUCAAACCAGGUCAUUCACAGAGACAUCAAGAGUGACAAUAUUCUGUUGGGGAUGGAUGGCUCUGUCAAGCUAACUGAUUUUGGAUUCUGUGCACAAAUUACUCCUGAGCAGAGCAAGCGGAGCACCAUGGUGGGAACUCCAUACUGGAUGGCACCAGAGGUUGUGACACGGAAGGCGUAUGGACCCAAGGUGGACAUCUGGUCACUGGGCAUCAUGGCCAUUGAGAUGAUUGAAGGAGAGCCCCCAUAUCUCAAUGAGAACCCUCUGAGAGCCUUGUACCUCAUUGCCACCAAUGGGACCCCAGAGCUUCAGAACCCGGAGAAGCUGUCAGCUAUCUUCCGAGACUUUUUGAACCGCUGUCUUGAGAUGGACGUGGAGAAGAGAGGGUCAGCCAGAGAGCUGCUGCAGCAUCAGUUCCUGAAGAUUGCCAAGCCCCUCUCCAGCCUCACUCCGUUGAUUGCUGCCGCAAAGGAGGCAACCAAGAACAAUCACUAAGACCACGUUCAGCCCCAUCGCAUUGUGCCAAGCCUUCUGUGAAGUAAAUCUCAGCCCCAGGCACCCUCCUUCUGCCCUGCUUCUCCCAUCUCCUGAUCUAGAGCUCUCAGGACUGUGAUCUUUGGAAACCAUAUAUCCAGCACUGAAGAGAACUGAGCAACUGAUCCAGUAGUCACUGUUGCUAGAUAAGGAAGUUCCUUCCAAUUUGUGAAUGUAGGUUGCUUCAUGACCAAGGACUUACAGUGUGUAAAUCUUGGAUCUCUGUUUCUCCAUAGCAAAAUCUCUACCAUCCCUGCUCCCCACUCCCCACAACCAGUUCUUGACAAUAUCAAUUUGGUGUUUGGUAAUAUUCACAAUUUGCAGUUGAGAUUGCAAAUUGUGUACUUGCUCUUCUGUGAGUGGAUUGCCAGUGUACCACAUUGUACCUGCCAACCAGAGCCGCUCCGGAGUGCCGUGGAGUUUGAUCAUCUGCCAGGGACGUGAAGUGCUCAGCGUCCAAGACCUCGACUGGCGCAGCUGAUCUGGACAUGGGAGAGCUACUAUCAUUUUUCUUUGUGUAUGCUUUUGGCAGCUGUUUGGGAGGACCUUGACCCAAUAAUGUUCCCCAUGCUAUUUCUUGUGAAGUGAUUUGGCUGUGUAGCAGCUUCUGAUUCCCUGUACCCCAUAGGCUGUUGCUCUGCUCUGUCCUUGUUUAUAACACUGAGAAGUUUCCAAAGGCACAUGCUGAGUGAGAGCACAGUGAGAAGUCAGGAGGAAAAAAUGCAGCUACUUUUAGAGCAAGGCUGGGCAUCAGCACCUGUCCACCUGUGCUGUGUGACAUUUCAAGAAUUCGCCUCUUUUUCCAUCGUGGACGGACUGCUGAAAGAUUAAAUUCAGGUGUUCUGGUCUAAAUAUUUGAGUCAAAGGAGGGGGUCUCCAAAUCUGAUACUGUAUGUUAGUUUGGGCUGGGUUUGGUGACCUGAAAUGAUGUCCUAUCUGGGUAUCAGUAAGGUGACCCUGUUUUCAAGAUGCAUGGCCGAGCUCUCUGCAAAUGGAAAUGCUUGCACUGGGAGUUGGGAUGUUGGCUACCUCCUGCAGUCUGUGGCCAUGGUCCUCCCGCCGUGGUAGGAUGCUUGGCCAGCACUGUGGCUUGUCGUACCAGCCCCUUGGACCACCUUGUCAUGCUCUGAGGGUCUGCUACCUCAGCAGCACAAGUUUCUAUUUCCUUCAAUAAAAGGAGAUGAAAA